AUGCAGACUUCCAAACCCCCACCUACACCAAGGGCAACUCCAGCUCCCAAGACCACUCCGAAGCGGAAAGGAGACGUCAUUGACCUCGAAGAGUACGAAGCAAGGCCCGAAAAGAAGCCUUUCGUAGCGGUCGUCAGAACUCCGGCUCAGAAGGAAGAAGACGCAUUGUAUCACAUCUCGGUCACUGUGAACCCCAAACUACACAAGUUCCCCAGCGCGCUGCGGGAGAAACUCCAGAAGGCUUAUCAAGCUGCAUGUUAUGCACAGAUGUUCGCUCUCCAAGCCGGCAUUAUACCCACAUAUCGCGACACCUACAGUAUCAUAGAAGGCGAGCGCAUUCGCUCCGAGUCCUUCAUCUUCAAAACCACGGAACUGGCGUCUAACAUCCUCGACCUCAGCAUGGCCAAUAUCAAACUGUUAGAGAUCUUUGCCAAUCGCAAGGGCUGGCCGUUGGAGAAGAGAACCUUCGUGGAGCUUAAGACUCAAAGCGACCUAGAGAAUCCCGAAUUUGUCGAACUUCAUUCCGUAAGGCAUGGGGAGCUGGGUUGGGGGUUUGAUGCAGCAGGCUGUGUAUCACUAUACGCCACUGGCAUUGUUGGGAGCAAGUUGAAGGAAAGGGUUUGGUAUGUCGGCGGUUGCAAAGUCAAGGUUGAGGAGCCUUGA
Molecule: messenger RNA, 663 nt
Organism: Alternaria novae-zelandiae
Lineage: Eukaryota; Fungi; Ascomycota; Dothideomycetes; Pleosporales; Pleosporaceae
Exons: 2
Coding region: 1-663 (220 amino acids)
Source: RefSeq, a predicted model, not a curated record